GUGUUGGCCAUGUUUUGGGGCCGAAUCAACGAAAAGGGCGCCUUUUGGGGGCUAAUCAUUGGUCUCGUGAUCGGCAUUAUUAGGUUUGUGAUGGAGUUCUCAUACAGUGUCCCGACGUGUGGUUCGGGAAUCGCGGACCCGAGACCUACCAUACUAUCAAAAUUGUAUCGCUUGACUUAUUGGUCGAGAGGUAGUCAUGAAGUGCGCCAAGAUAUAGACAACGAUGCGGUGGCGGAGACCGAGACAUGCGGACAGACAAACAAUGGUUUCGUCGUCGAAGACGGCACAGAAUCGGCAUCGACUGGACCUCAAAAUAACAACGUUGUGUCAAAAUCAGGUGAUAAUGAGAAUAGGAGUCGACUAUUGUAUACAUUAUGUUGUGUGGGCUCUGGGAAGAAGUCGGCCAUAGAAAGAGAGGAGAAAGGAUAUAACGGUAACGAUGGAGAAAAAGGUAUCAUACCAUUAACCAAAGAGGAGGAAGCGAUCCGUUGCUCUAAUGAUGUCAAAGAAACACCCGUUUGGCGAUCAGUGAAUAAUUUAUUUGCAAUUCUUGUGGUAGGGAUCGGAUCCUUUUUCUGGGGCUAUUAUGCCUGA
This is a messenger RNA of Medioppia subpectinata, 594 nucleotides long. The record is from the annotation of a GenBank genome assembly. NCBI's taxonomy places the organism in Eukaryota, Metazoa, Arthropoda, Arachnida, Sarcoptiformes, Oppiidae.